Filobasidium floriforme is the source of this 1309-nucleotide messenger RNA. Its product is annotated as ribosomal protein L7Ae. Gene Ontology annotation, cellular component: ribonucleoprotein complex. Lineage: Eukaryota; Fungi; Basidiomycota; Tremellomycetes; Filobasidiales; Filobasidiaceae. The transcript is spliced from 6 exons. Bases 260 to 1072 code for a protein of 270 amino acids. Gene Ontology annotation, biological process: ribosome biogenesis. The record is from RefSeq and is a predicted model, not a curated record.
GGCUGAAGGUGAUCUUCGAUUUGUAUCCGCAAGUCGCGUCCCAGCCGUCAGACUAGCUCGGAGUUAAUGCAGAGACUCGUCGUCGACCUGUAUCCUCUUUCCUCCUUUGCCCCUCGCUCGACCUCGUGAACAGAACCACUAUCGACAUCAACCCCAUCGACUUCAGCACCGAUCGACCUCGCCUCUUUCUCCUUCUUCACCGAAUCCUCUUCGAUCACCAUCACCAAAAAGGACCUUCAAGGAACAACACUCAUCCACAAUGCCCAAAGCCGCUAAAGGAAAGAAGGUCGCCCCCGCCCCUUACACCGCCGGAGGUGCCAAGUCCAAGAAGACUGCCCAGAACCCUCUCUUCGAGAAGAAGUCGAGGUCGUUCGGUAUCGGUGGAGACUUGCCCCCCAAGGCUGACUUGACCCGAUUCGUCAAGUGGCCCGAGUACGUCAGGCUCCAGAGGCAGAAGGUCAUCCUCAACCAGAGGCUCAAGGUCCCCCCUGCGAUCGCCCAGUUCGGCAACACCUUGGACAAGAACACCGCCACCCAGCUCUUCCAGCUCUUGAACAAGUACAAGCCCGAGUCCAAGCAGGAGAAGAAGGCCCGUCUCCUCAAGGAGGCCGAGUCCAAGACCGCCGAGGGCGAGAAGUCCACCACCAAGGACUCCAAGAAGCCCCUCUUCGCCAAGUACGGGUUGAACCACUGUGUCGCCCUCAUCGAGGCCAAGAAGGCUUCUUUGGUCGUCAUUGCCGACGACGUCGACCCCAUCGAGUUGGUCGUCUUCUUGCCCGCUCUCUGCAGGAAGAUGGGUGUCCCUUACGUCAUCGUCAAGAACAAGGCCCGUCUCGGAACAGUUGUCCACAAGAAGACUGCUGCCGUCGUCACCUUGCAGGACGUCCGAUCCGAGGACAACCAGGCUUUGUCCACCCUCGUCCAGGCCGCCAAGGCCAACUUCGGUGACAAGUACGAGGACGCCAGGAGGCACUGGGGUGGUGGUAUCCGAGGAAACAAGUCCAUCGCCAAGCUCAGGAAGAGGGCCAAGGCCGCCGGUGUCAACCAGAACACCGUCUCCACCACCCUCUAAACGGGAUUCGUGGUUGGAGUUGUCUAGUCGUGUACUUUUUUUUCUUUUCUUUUUGGAUUUUAUUUUUCAAAAGAGGGAUUAUGAGAACAGACAUACACCACACGCUCGUAUGUGGCAGGUCAGCGAUCCGUCGUCUCUCGCCUGUAUCUAGCACGUAAAUAGUACUUUGUGCCUGCGUAUAGCUGGGAGUUGGAUGGGCGAUGACCUGUUUUCAAUACAUUGCGUCUCACCCUUUUG